UAUGACGUCACGCGCGCGACGCUCGUUUGUUUAUCACCAACUUGGAACGGAAUAUCACCGUGUUCAAACAUUCGGCAAAAGUUUCGAGGAAUAUACUUAGGGAUUGUAUUUUAUUAAUUAAAUGUAUUAAUAUCUCCACUCAAACCACCCUUUGGAUCCGCGGUAGUUCGUAUUUAGUGUUUCCCGCGCGCGUUGUGCCACAUUGAAGUUAAAUCCAUAUUAGGCUUACGUAACAAAAACUGCUGACAGGGAGGUUUGGUGAGAGACCGCAGUCAGCAUGUCAUCUUUCUCCGAGUCUGCGCUGGAGAAGAAGCUGUCUGAACUGAGUAACUCGCAGCAGAGCGUUCAGACGCUGUCUCUGUGGAUCAUUCAUCACCGCAAGCAUGCGUCCUUCAUCGUGCGCGUGUGGCACAGAGAACUGAAGAAAGCUAAAAGAAGCAGGAAGUUGACGUUCCUGUAUCUGGCUAAUGACGUGAUCCAGAACAGUAAGAAAAAGGGUCCCGAGUUCGCCAAAAACUUUGAGGGCGUCCUGGUUGAUGCCUGCUCACACGUGGCCAGAGAUGGAGAUGAAGGCUGUAAGAAGCACAUGGAAAGAUUGCUGAACAUCUGGCAGGAGCGAAACCUGUACCGUGCAGACUUCAUCCAGCAGCUCAAACUGGCCAUCGAGGACUCGGAUAGUCCCAAACAGAAGCCCGCAGUAGAUGAUAGAAAACACUUGAAGAGGAGCUACCAGAAGGUCCAGGAGGAAGAGGAGGAGGAAGAUGAUGAUUACAGAGGACACUAUUCUCCCCAGGAGACGGACGCAGCUGCUCCACAACUCACGGAGGAUCUGGUGAAAGCGCUGCAGGAUCUGGAGAACGCUGCGUCCGGUGACGCUGCUGUGAGACAGAAGAUCGCAUCACUUCCUCAGGAAGUGCAGGACGUCUCUCUUCUGGAGAAGAUCACAGAUAAACAGGCGGCAGACAAGCUGUCGAAGACGGUGGACGAGGCCUGUCUGCUGCUGGCGGAGUAUAACGGACGCCUGGCCGCUGAGCUAGAGGACCGCAGACAGCUGGCACGCAUGCUGACCGAAUACAUCCAGAGCCAGAGAGAAGCGCUCAGCGAGAGAGAGAAGAAGCUGGAGGAGUACAAGCAGAAACUGGCUCGCGUCACACAGGUGAGGAAGGAGCUCAAGUCUCACAUCCAGAGUCUUCCAGAUCUGUCUCUUCUCCCGAGCGUCACCGGUGGUCUCGCUCCUCUCCCGUCUGCUGGAGAUCUGUUCUCCACCGACUGAACCUCUCUCAGACUGAACAUCAGAUGAAGAUCUGUCACCAGCUCAGCUCUCACAGCUUUGUGUUGCUUUAGUUCUCAUGUCUCAGCUAAACCUCACCGAUCCGUCAGUAAACCAGACUCAGAGUCUGGAGAUUGUGUUGAUGUGACUUUGCUGUGGAAAGCAACUCCCUUUGCUUUGUCUUAUUUCUGUAGAUUAUUAGUUUUAUUGCAGAGUUUAAUUUUGGUUUUUGGAGGAAACUAAACAUGAGGAUUGAGUUUUAAACACCUCACUGUUAAUGAGUUGAUGAUAUCAAGAGAAAUGAAUGAGUAACUCAUGCCCAUCAUCAGAUUCGGUGAUAUAUUUUGGUUACAAACCUGACCUGUUUUUCUUCAAAUUAUUAUUUUGCUGAUAAAUACAACAGAUGUGGUACAUAAUAUGGUCACUGUAUGAUUAGUGUCUCUCAUUAAAUAUGAUUGAACACAUUUCAACAAAAUAUAUAUAUUUUUUAAUAUAAGUAAAUCUUUGGGGUUUGAUUUGAACGGAUUGCUGUAUUAUCAGAGGGACAUGUAAAUGAGAUUGUGUGAAGCAUCUGUGAAAUAUAAAGUGGCCAAACUCUGUCCAAAACACUUCUUAUGUUUAAUUCACAGAUGAGUGGAUCAUUUUAUGCUGUUGAUCAACACCAAAACAGAGAAUACUGAAGGUUUUCUAGGUUUCUUAUAAGUCAUUGUUGUUUACAGAUUCAGAAUCAGUGACACUAUUGAGCUGAAAAGCCGUAUUGUGCUCUGUAGCCAUUAUGUUUAUAUUAAUAACUCAUAACUACAUCAAAUUUGGAAGAUAUCCUACUAUUUUCUUUACUUUCUGGACCCAGUUUAGUUUAAUGGCUCAGGUACAUAAGGUACUAUUCAUCUUUUGAACCAUAAACAAUAAACUCAUUCUCUUGAUAAUA
Molecule: messenger RNA, 2198 nt
Organism: Carassius gibelio (silver crucian carp)
Lineage: Eukaryota; Metazoa; Chordata; Actinopteri; Cypriniformes; Cyprinidae
Product: regulation of nuclear pre-mRNA domain-containing protein 1B-like
Exons: 8
Coding region: 278-1273 (331 amino acids)
Biological process (GO): mRNA 3'-end processing
Cellular component (GO): RNA polymerase II, holoenzyme
Molecular function (GO): RNA polymerase II complex binding
Source: RefSeq, a predicted model, not a curated record